AUAUAUAUAUAUGUAUUUUUUUAUUUGAACUUAGAAAUAUAAAUAAAUAGAAAAAAAACUAAAAAAAUACGGUUAAAUAGAUAAAAACUAUAUUAUUUUCUACAGUCCUAUAUAUCAUUAAUCAUGCAGGUCAGUCCUCAAAACCCUAAGGGUAAAUCAAACAUGGUUUAUGAUGAUGAAUUUAAAAGACACCCUGGAACUGAUAAAUGGAUGGUUUCUAUAGUUAUUGAACAAGGACGAAUAUUAUCAAAAUUCGAAUAUAAAAUGACGUCAUAUGAUCCAAAUACAUACCGAGCGUUUUUCGAACCUGUCAAAACAACAAAACCAAUGCGAAUAUACGCUUCUAAUUCAAAACGUCACAGACCACAAAUAAUAUCAAUUACAUUACUUGAAUACAAUCAAGGUCGAAUUACAGCUGAAGAACAAAUUUCUUUACAUCCACUUUCAUUUUCCGUUAAUGAACCUGGGACAUUUUGUUUAUUCCGAGAUAAAUCAUUUUGGCAUAUGUUUGUUCAAGUUACAAUGGAAGAGCAUUUACAUGAAUUUAACAGAAAAAGAGAUCCUCAAAGAUGGGUUACACCUUUAGGAUUCGAAGUUGAAGUUGUCAUGGAUGAUGGCUUCUCAGAUGAGAAAAGUCCAAGUGUUGUUGUUGAAGAGUACGUUGAAACCGAUGAUAACGAACCAAAAAAUAAGAAUGUCAUUAAGAAUGUAAUUAAGAAUGAAUUUAGUCCAGAAAAUGUUACAACACCACCACCAAUUGCUCGUUCAACUUCCUCAUUUCCAUUUCAUAAUCGCACCUUCACUGAGUGGUGUGUACAUAAACCACCAAAAUGGAGAAGAAAAUUGAAAAAACUCGGUAACAACGUUCGUAAUGCAUUUAACCGAACAAGAUUCUAAAAAAAAAGAUUCAUCUCGUUUUGUAAAUAAUCAUGACACAAUUUGUUCAUAUAUCUUAUCCUCCCCCCCAAAAAAGACAUUUUUUUCUCUUCUGUAAUAUUUUCAUAUUAUUAUCAAAAAAAAAAAUUUUUUUUUUUUUUUUUUUUUGCCUUUUUUGAUCGUAAAUUACGAUUCAAGUUUCAUCGAAACGAAACGUGUUCCUUUAAAUUAGAUGAUACAAUAGUUCUUCAAAAACGUAGAGAAUCCUUUAAAGACUUCUCAAAUUAUCACAUAUCACCACCAUAAGCUUUUUUUAUCACCAUAUAAAACUCUAAGCAAACUCUUCUCAAAUU
Messenger RNA from Rhizophagus irregularis DAOM 181602=DAOM 197198, 1229 nucleotides. RefSeq lists its product as uncharacterized. The record is from RefSeq and is a predicted model, not a curated record. Lineage: Eukaryota; Fungi; Glomeromycota; Glomeromycetes; Glomerales; Glomeraceae.